UCGAGCCUCACCGUCACCCGGGCGUCUUCAUCGCCAAAGGCAAAGAACACAUGCUCGUGACCAAGAACUUGGUUCCUGGUGAGAGUGUGUAUGGGGAGAAGAGGAUUAGUGUUGAAGGGGGUGUUGAGGGUACGAAGGUUGAGUAUAGGGUGUGGAAUCCGUUUAGGAGUAAGCUUGCGGCUGGUGUGCUUGGUGGGUUGGAUGAUAUUUUUGUUAAGCCUGGUGCGAAGGUUUUGUACCUUGGUGCGGCGAGUGGGACGAGUGUUAGUCAUGUUGCUGAUAUUGUUGGGCCGGAGGGAAUUGUAUAUGCCGUCGAGUUCUCUCCUCGUUCGGGACGAGAUUUGAUCAACAUGGCUAAAAAGAGGACUAAUGUCAUCCCCAUCGUCGAAGACGCCCGCCUGCCCAACCGCUACCGCAUGCUCCUCUCAAUAGUCGACGUCGUCUUCGCCGACGUGGCCCAACCCGACCAAGCGCGUAUCGUCAUGCACAACGCGGCGCAGUUCCUCAAAGACGGCGGGCACGUCUUGAUUUCGAUCAAGGCCUCGUGUAUCGAUUCGACUAUCCCGCCUGAGACGGUCUUUGCGAGCGAGGUUGCUAAGUUGAGGGAAGGCAAUUUCAAGCCGCUUGAGCAGGUUACGCUUGAGCCGUAUGAGAGGGAUCACGCCAUGGUUUCUGCUGUGUAUCAGCGACAUGCCAAAAAGAACUAGGUUUCUUUCUUUGUAGGACCUGGUUUUGAUUGUUUCUUCCGUUUGGGAUUCGUUGACUGCUACAUGUAUCCCAUAUCACGUCGUUGUACUAUCUCGUUUUUUCGUUGGGUUUGCAGUCGGAAAAAAAGUAUCUUUGAUAACUUGUGUACUUACAUACUUGGCAACCCUGUGUAUAGUUUUUCCUUUCUCUC
Messenger RNA from Coprinopsis cinerea okayama7#130, 898 nucleotides. Its product is annotated as fibrillarin-like protein. The transcript is spliced from 4 exons. The record is from RefSeq and is a predicted model, not a curated record. NCBI's taxonomy places the organism in Eukaryota, Fungi, Basidiomycota, Agaricomycetes, Agaricales, Psathyrellaceae. Gene Ontology annotation, cellular component: small-subunit processome; nucleolus; box C/D methylation guide snoRNP complex. Gene Ontology annotation, molecular function: histone H2AQ104 methyltransferase activity; rRNA methyltransferase activity; RNA binding. Bases 51 to 707 code for a protein of 218 amino acids. Gene Ontology annotation, biological process: box C/D sno(s)RNA 3'-end processing; rRNA methylation.